Molecule: messenger RNA, 738 nt
Organism: Staurois parvus
Lineage: Eukaryota; Metazoa; Chordata; Amphibia; Anura; Ranidae
Source: the annotation of a GenBank genome assembly
AUGAAAGAAGAGAUUGCGGCCACAGUAGUCUUUAUCACAAUGCUUGUGAAGAAGCACAGGAAGCUGAGCAAACAGAAAAUUGAGAAAUUUGCAGCUAAACUGACCACCAUACUAUUUGCAAGAUAUAAAUCUCAUUGGUAUGCAGAAAAUCCAACCAAAGGACAAGCUUUUCGAUGCAUAAGAAUAAACAAGUGUCAGACUGUUGACUCUGUUUUGGCACAAGCAUGUGCAGAAAGCAAUGUAGAUUAUGACGAUCUUGGACUGCCAAAGGAAAUGACUAUCUGGGUAGACCCGUUUGAGGUGUGCUGCCGAUAUGGAGAGAAAAAUAGCCCUUUUACAAUUGCCAGCUUCAUGGGAAAGGAUGACUUCAACGUGUCUAAAUGGAUUAGCACAGCUGUUGAAAAAGCCACUUCAGAUUACCAUUCUGGUACAUCUUCUUCUGAUGAAGAGACCACAAUUAAAGAGCCAAAGACUAUUCCUACAGUAAGCAAUCCCAACAGCAUCUACCAGUGUACAGACUACAGUCAACCUCCACAGUCUUGGUCCCAAUUUCCUCGCAGAAAGAACUACCAAAAUGAUGGAUACAAUCAGCAAUCUACAUCCUCCUAUUUUCCACAAAACUAUCAUCCACAAAACAAACAUUACAAGCACCACAGGCAGUCAGUUGUAUUUUCAGGUCUUCGCAUUGACCGCUACCACUGGGUAAACAAGACAUUGACACAAAGAAAAUCACUUUAA